AUGCAGGCCAAUGGUAUCUGCAACGUAAUUAUACCAGACGCGAAGGACCUAGGGAGAGCGCUGUGCAUCAUCACCGGGGCGUCCAAAGGAUUUGGCCGAACCAUAGCGAAAGAGAUUUCCCUGUUACUUAAACCGAGGUCGGUGCUUGUUUUGGCCGCUCGCUCCGAUGAGAAACUGCGUGAACUCCAGGAAAAUUUGGCUUCGUCGGAUGCGGGCAGGGCAGGGUUGGUAACUCGUUGUGUUGUCGUAGACCUGGGAAUGAAAGAAGGGGUGGAAAGUGUCAUCAGGGCGGCGAAAGAGAUUUCCUCCGAGGAUAUUGAACAUUUCAUACUGAUAAACAAUGCUGCCUCUCUGGGAGACGUGUCGCGCUAUGCCCAGAGUUUCACCAACAUGGCGGAGGUGGACUCCUACCUGUCACUCAACGUAAGCUCCGCCCUCAGCCUGACAGCCGGCCUGCUGCAGGUGUUCCCACGACGACAGGGGCUGCGGCGCUGUGUAGUCAACGUGAGCUCGUUGUGUGCUCUGCAGCCCCUCCCCUCCUGGGUGCUGUACUGCACAGGCAAGGCAGCCAGAGACAUGAUGUUCCGUGUGCUGGCAGAGGAGGAGCCGGACCUUCGUGUACUCAACUAUUCCCCAGAGCCAUUCAACCUUAGCCUGGCUGACACGACCCACGUGACUUACAGCGCAGGGUCCCCUGGACACAGACAUGCAGGUGGAGGCCAGGGACUGCACGGCAGACCCUGGUGUGAGGAAGUCCUUCUCAGUCAUGCUCUCCCAGGGUCAGCUGCUCACCUGUGAAGACUCCUGUGCUAAGCUUAUGAAGGUGCUGCUGGAGGAUGAAUACCCCUCCGGAGCACACCUUGAUUUCUAUGAUCUGUAGGGAGAGAGGGGGGAACUAGAAGACACAGUGUGGCUCAGACUGGAGAUGAAUAUUUCUGGUGUAGGUACAAUUUUAUAGCCAGAACAACUGGUACAGAUUAGUUAGUUCGCUUCAAAGAUGGUUUUGAGUUAAAAAGAUCUGAUUCUAAACCUGUUUUUGCAGGUGGUAAGGAUCAAGUGAACCUUUUACCGAAUCAGGAGACAUGGAGAGAAGGAAGGUUGAAGAUGUUUCUGUCAUCCAAUGCCAUAGGCCUACUGUAGUUACUGAGUUUGGCAAACUAUCCUGAGUCAAUGUUAGGGCCUAACAUUCCAUCCCAUGACAGUACUGUUCUAAUUUGCCUUGGAACUUUUGGUACCAAAAUAGCAUAUAUUAAAGUUCUUUAUCUCAAAGUU
Oncorhynchus nerka (sockeye salmon) is the source of this 1272-nucleotide messenger RNA. Its product is annotated as sepiapterin reductase. Gene Ontology annotation, biological process: tetrahydrobiopterin biosynthetic process. The coding region runs from base 1 to 798 and encodes 265 amino acids. Lineage: Eukaryota; Metazoa; Chordata; Actinopteri; Salmoniformes; Salmonidae. The record is from RefSeq and is a predicted model, not a curated record. The transcript is spliced from 4 exons. Gene Ontology annotation, molecular function: sepiapterin reductase (NADP+) activity.